AGGAGGCACAAACAAAUACAAAAAGAUUGAAUAUCGUAGCUAUAUGGCUCCGACUUUGCAAGGCGAGUGGAUCAAGGUGCAGCAGAGAGGAGGACAAGGACCUGGACCAAGAAGCUCACACGGCAUAGCUGUGGUUGGAGACAAGCUCUAUUCUUUCGGCGGGGAGCUGACCCCAAACAUUUCCAUCGACAAAGACCUUUACGUCUUUGACUUCAACACUCACACUUGGUCAAUCGCUCCAGCCAAGGGAGACGUUCCUAACGUCAAGGCCUUGGGCACCCGCAUGGUGGCUGUUGGAACUAAGCUCUAUCUCUUCGGAGGCCGCGAUGAGAAUAAACAAUUUGAGGACUUUUAUUCAUACGAUACCGUGAAAAAGGAGUGGAAGUUCCUGACGAAGCUCGAUGAAGAGGGAGGACCUGAGGCCCGCACUUACCAUUCGAUGGCUUCCGAUCAAAACCAUGUGUAUGUGUUCGGUGGAGUGAGCAAAGGUGGGACGAACAAAACCCCUGUGCGUUUCAGGACGAUCGAGGCCUAUAACAUUGCUGCUGGGAAAUGGGUUCAGCUACCAGAUCCUGGAGUGCAGUUUGAGAAGUUCGAGAAAAGAGGUGGAGCUGGAUUCGCUGUGGUGCAAGGAAAGAUUUGGGUGAUUUACGGGUUUGCGACUUCGCCUGAUCCUAAUGGGAUGAACGACUACGAGUCUGAUCUUGUUCACUACUUUAAUCCCGCUACUCAAAAAUGGACCGAAGUGGAGACCAAAGGACAGAAACCUUCUGCGAGGAGCGUGUUUGCGCAUGCGGUAGUAGGAAAAUAUAUACUAAUAUUUGGAGGUGAGACCUGGCCGGACCCAAGGGCACAUUUGGGUCCCGGGACGUUGUCCAGUGAGGGUUUUGCGUUGAACACUGAGACAUUGGUGUGGGAGAAGUUUGGAGGAGGAAAUGAACCGGGGCAACUUGGUUGGCCCGCCUACACGGCUGCCACCAUCUAUGGAAAGAUAGGCCUCCUCAUGCAUGGAGGAAAGCGUCCUACCAAUAACCGUACCGAUGAGAUGUACUUCUACGCAGUCAAUCGCGCCUAAUCAAUGCUCUCAUUACUCUCAGUCUCAGGGUUUGUUUGUUUGUGUGGUGAGCAUUGCUAAUAGGUGUCUCAAAUUAUGUACUGUCUAAUAAAGGUUGGUGAGACAUAUACCAAAAACAACCAACUAUGAUUGGCUUAUUAUAAGUCAAAUUAUGUGUGUUUGUGAUUGCAAAACUACUUAUCGCUUGAAUAAUAUGUACUGUUCACGUGUGUGUUUAAUAAAAGAUAUGAAGUUAUCUAAAAA
Brassica oleracea var. oleracea is the source of this 1318-nucleotide messenger RNA. RefSeq names its product epithiospecifier protein-like. Gene Ontology annotation, cellular component: nucleus; cytosol. Lineage: Eukaryota; Viridiplantae; Streptophyta; Magnoliopsida; Brassicales; Brassicaceae. Gene Ontology annotation, biological process: nitrile biosynthetic process. The transcript has 2 exons. Bases 44 to 1075 code for a protein of 343 amino acids. The record is from RefSeq and is a predicted model, not a curated record. Gene Ontology annotation, molecular function: enzyme regulator activity; protein binding.